GAAGAUAGAAACAAUGUCAUCGAUGUAUAAGCCGGACAGCUGGGAUAUUAUUACAAUUAAUAUAUAACGAACAGCAAACUUGCAGAAUCGGAGAGAGGAUUGUAUAUAUGGUGAAGCAAUAUAUACAACAAAAAGCAAUUUGUACCUCAUAAUAAACAACUAAGUCCUUCAAAUUGUUCCAUGAGGAAAAGAGGAAAUAAUCAAUUUAGACUUGUCUCUGAAAUUGCAAGCAACAAUUGAUUAGUCUGAUAAAUGUAUGUUAUACCAUAGACAUAUAAAUAGCAUCGGAUCUAUUAUGACGAAUAGCAUUCAUUUAACCAAAAAGCUAGUCACAAGAAUGAAACGAUAUACUAGACAUGGGUUCAUUAAAAUAGUUUUAUCGACAAUUUUCAUUAUCGGAUCCUUUUACGCGUUUGGAUUUUGGACACGAUACAAAGGAAAUGGAAUAACGAAGCCGAUAUUUUGCCUAACAGAUAGAGAUUAUGAUGCUACGAGUGACGAUUUACAAGUUGUUGGAUAUAACGGAACUUCAGGGAAUUGUAAUCUUCGCCCGUGUGAUUUGAACAUGGGCAGAGAGCCACCUAUAAUUCGUAAAGUAAAGCACAACGAUUUCUACAGUGUUGAGAAAUUAGUGACAUUAAUAGUAAAAACUGCAAACAGAUUGGAUUCUGUUGAAAGGCUUUUGGAUUCAUUAUGGAAAUAUUACCCAAAUAUGAAUGCAAUAAUCAUUGAUGAUUUUAAUCCCAAUUUAGAGCAAGAUCCUCAAACCAUGGCCAUAUUACGUUCGAAGAAAGUUACAUAUCUUCAAACACUUCCAAACUCUGGGAUAUCAUACGGACGUAAUAUUGCCCUCAAGUUAUGCAACACGAAAUAUUUUAUGCAACUUGAUGAUGAUAUUGUAUUUCACUCAGAGUCAAGUAUUGAAAAACUGAUUGCACCUUUGGAUGAAUCUGAUCUUACUGUUGCUGCCUUCCACGUGGAUGGAGCAAGGAGUAUCGAAGGUGUGUUUAGAAUAUACGAAGACCCCAAAGGCUUGAGGCAUAUUAUACAAUACCCAGGAGUUGCAUAUCAGGCUGUGCCCUGCCACCCCCAUUGCUACAUGGUCGACUCAACGUUGAAUUAUUUCGUAGGAAAAACUGCUGAGGUACGCGAAGCUGGAGGUUGGGAGAAUGGACUUCCGGUCAUGGAACAUCUGGAUUUCUUUAUGAACCUUAGAUUGCAUAAAUUGAAAGUUGCAGUUUGUAUGGAUAGCUUGGUAGAGCACAGACCAGCCAAAGAUGAUCCUGUAAGGAAGCAUAGAUUCCAAGUGAAGCCAAUGUAUGUAGAAAAAUGCUUAAGAAAAUGGGGCUUGCAGUCAAGAGUGGAAUGCCCAGCUGACCAGUAUGAAAGCAUUCAGAUUUGUGAUGAACCAAAAUUAUUCGGUGAACUACCUUCUUAUUGAAAGAUUGAGAAAAGCCGGGGAUGAUUUGCAGUCUGUCAACAGAACGUGUAGAACGCAAGCCAAGGAAAUAAAUAUGAUUAAUAUUUACUUUUUGUUAUUUUGAAAACAUGUAUUGAAAUUGCAUUUUGUACGG
Molecule: messenger RNA, 1574 nt
Organism: Owenia fusiformis
Lineage: Eukaryota; Metazoa; Annelida; Polychaeta; Sabellida; Oweniidae
Source: the annotation of a GenBank genome assembly